CCUUUCCCCAGUCCCCUUCUCUCCGAUAACUCCUUCCCGUCUGUGGCGACAGAGCGCCGGCCGCCGGUGGCCUGGGCCCCUGGCCGGGUCGCUCCGAGAGGCACUUCCGGCGGCGGUUCACUUCCUGGUUGGGUGGAUGGAGCCGAGCGGGAGCGCGCGCGGGGGAGGGGCGGCGGGUUAGUCUCCGCCGGGCGCUCCGGGGAUCAGCUGGCGGGCGGGCGGGCGCCGAACGCGGCCCCGGCUCUCGCUGCAGCGCCGCCUCCUCUCCUUGUCGCAGGCCGGCCCGGCGGCCGUGACAAUGUUGCGGCGCUGGUAGCUGGGCGCCGGCCGCCAAGCCAUCUCAAGUUUAAACUUACACGAAUCGCUCUCUUGAGGAGGAGGGGACCGCCGCGCGAUUGACACGCAUAUUCCUAUAGGCAUCCUCCCUCAGCCCCCACCCCCUCGGCCGGAUUCGGGUGGCUCCUCUCCUAGCUGAAAUCCGAGAAGAAAUCCUUGGAUCUCUUGUUAAAAAAAAAAAAAAAAAAAUCUAGAAACCGUCGGUAUUUUGCUUUACUGCUUCCUUUUCGCAAGAUGAAGAAGUUUUUCGACUCCCGGCGAGAGCAGGGCGGCUCUGGCCUGGGCUCUGGCUCCAGCGGAGGAGGGGGCAGCACCUCGGGCCUGGGCAGUGGCUACAUCGGAAGGGUCUUUGGCAUUGGGCGACAGCAGGUCACUGUGGACGAGGUGUUGGCGGAAGGUGGAUUUGCUAUCGUGUUUCUGGUGAGGACAAGCAAUGGGAUGAAAUGUGCCUUGAAACGCAUGUUUGUCAACAAUGAGCAUGAUCUCCAGGUGUGCAAGAGAGAAAUACAGAUAAUGAGGGACCUGUCGGGGCACAAGAACAUCGUGGGUUACAUUGACUCCAGUAUCAACAAUGUGAGUAGCGGUGACGUGUGGGAAGUGCUCAUUCUGAUGGACUUCUGCAGGGGAGGCCAGGUGGUCAACCUGAUGAACCAGCGCCUGCAAACAGGUUUUACGGAGAAUGAAGUACUCCAGAUAUUUUGUGACACCUGUGAAGCUGUUGCCCGCCUGCAUCAGUGCAAAACUCCUAUUAUCCACCGUGACCUGAAGGUUGAAAAUAUUCUCUUGCAUGACCGAGGCCACUACGUCCUGUGUGACUUUGGAAGUGCUACCAACAAAUUCCAGAAUCCACAAACUGAAGGAGUCAAUGCAGUAGAAGAUGAGAUUAAGAAAUACACAACGCUGUCCUAUCGAGCACCAGAAAUGGUUAACCUGUACAGUGGCAAAAUCAUCACUACGAAGGCAGACAUUUGGGCUCUUGGAUGUUUGUUGUAUAAAUUAUGCUACUUCACUCUGCCAUUUGGAGAGAGUCAAGUGGCAAUUUGUGAUGGAAACUUCACAAUUCCCGAUAACUCUCGAUAUUCCCAAGAUAUGCAUUGCCUAAUUCGGUAUAUGUUGGAACCAGACCCUGACAAAAGGCCAGAUAUUUACCAGGUCUCCUACUUCUCAUUUAAACUACUCAAGAAAGAAUGCCCAAUUCCAAAUGUACAGAACUCUCCCAUUCCUGCAAAGCUCCCUGAACCAGUGAAAGCCAGUGAGGCAGCUGCAAAAAAGACCCAGCCAAAGGCCAGACUGACAGAUCCCAUUCCCACCACAGAGACUUCAAUAGCACCCCGCCAGAGGCCUAAAGCUGGACAGACUCAGCCCAACCCAGGAAUCCUUCCCAUCCAGCCAGCCCUGACACCUCGUAAGAGGGCCACAGUUCAGCCCCCACCUCAGGCCACAGGAUCCAGCAAUCAGCCUGGCCUUUUAGCCAGCGUUCCUCAACCAAAACCCCAGCCUCCACCCAGCCAACCCCUACCGCAGUCUCAGCCCAAGCAGCCCCAGGCUCCGCCCACCCCACAGCAGCCGCCUUCCACGCAGGCCCAGGGUCUGCCCACCCAGGCCCAGGCCACACCCCAGCACCAGCAGCAGCUCUUCCUUCAGCAGCAGCAGCAGCAGCAGCAGCAGCAGCAGCAGGCGGCACCGCCUCCUGCACAGCAGCCAGCGGGCACAUUCUACCAGCAGCAGCAGCAGCAGGCCCAGGCUCAGCAGUUUCAGGCAGUACACCCUGCAGCCCAGCAACCAGCGAUCGCUCAGUUCCCCGUGGUAGCCCAAGGAAGCUCUCAACAGCAGCUGAUACAGAGCUUCUACCAGCAGCAGCAGCUGGCCACAACCCUGCAUCAACAACAGCUGCUGACUCAGCAGGCUGCCUUGCAGCAGAAGACCGCAGUGGUAGCCCUACAGCAGGCCCAGGCACAGCCAGCCACAGCCCCCCAGCCAGCCCCUGCCCAGGAGCCAGCGCAGAUUCAAGCCCCCAUAAGACAACAGCCAAAGGUUCAGACAACCCCACCUCCUACCAUCCAGGGGCAGAAACUCGGAUCUCUCACUCCUCCAUCGUCCCCCAAGGCCCAGCGUGCUGGGCACAGGCGGAUUCUCAGCGACGUGACCCACAGCGCAGUCUUUGGGGUCCCUGCCAGCAAAUCAACCCAGCUGCUCCAAGCAGCUGCAGCUGAGGCCAGUCUCAAUAAGUCCAAGUCUGCAACCACCACUCCUUCAGGCUCCCCUCGGGCCUCCCAGCAAAACGUUUAUAAUCCUUCAGAAGGUUCUACAUGGAAUCCCUUUGACGACGACAAUUUCUCCAAACUCACAGCUGAAGAACUGCUGAACAAGGACUUUGCCAAGCUGGGGGAAGGCAAACAUCCUGAGAAGCUUGGAGGCUCAGCUGAGAGUUUGAUCCCAGGCUUUCAACCAAGCCAAGGUGAUACUUUUGCCGCUUCCUCAUUUUCUGCUGGAACUGCUGAAAAAAGGAAGGGUGGGCAGACUGUGGAUUCUAGCCUUCCUCUUCUAAGUGUAUCUGAUCCUUUCAUUCCUCUUCAAGUACCUGAUGCACCAGAAAAACUAAUCGAGGGACUCAAAUCUCCUGACACUUCUCUUCUGCUCCCUGACCUCUUGCCUAUGACAGAUCCUUUUGGUAGCACUUCUGAUGCUGUAAUUGAAAAAGCUGAUGUUGCUGUUGAGAGUCUGAUACCAGGACUGGAGCCCCCGGCGGCCCAGCGCCUCCCCUCUCAGACGGAAUCUGUGACCUCAAACCGCACAGAUUCUCUCACCGGGGAAGAUUCCCUGAUUGAUGGCUCUCUGCUUUCUAACCCUACUACUGACCUUCUGGAAGAAUUUGCCCCCAUAGCGAUCUCUGCUCCGGCCCAUAAAGCUGCAGAAGAUAGUAAUCUCAUCUCAGGUUUUGAUGUCCCUGAGGGCUCGGACAAGGUGGCAGAAGAUGAGUUUGACCCUAUUCCUGUAUUGAUAACCAAAAACCCACAAGGUGGGCACUCUAGAAACAGCAGUGGGAGCUCUGAGUCCAGUCUUCCCAACCUAGCCAGGUCUUUACUGCUGGUGGAUCAGCUCAUAGACCUGUAGCCGUGACCCAGUAGCAGAUGCAGUUCUGUAACCUUCAUACCGUAAUAUACAUUUUCAUUACAGAGUUAAAAGAAAAUGAUUUUUUUUUAAUCUGCAAAUAAGGGGCUUCUAGCCCUAAUCUCCUACUACCCCUUGCCUUCUCCCAUAGAGAUGAUAAGGAAAGAAAAUCACUUUGGCCCUCCAGAUACUCCUUGGCCAGCUCCUCUCUGUUAGUUUGCUGUGUUUUCUCAUUACCCUUCUUCAAUAGCAUUAUCUUAAAUCAAACGCUAGAUGCCAUGAGCUUCACCUCUGCUGGAAUCGACUCCACCAAAAGCUUAACUGUAACUGAAACUAGUGAAUUGACACCUUUGUCUCAUUCUUGCUAGGAAUGGCCUCCCAAAUCAAUCCUCCCAACCCCAUCUCCUUUGGCCAGUUGCUGAUGAAUGUGUUUCUCUGUUUUUGCUUUUUAUGCUGCUGCAUUAUCAUGAGGACAUGGCUUCUUCAGUUGGUCUUAACUCGAGGUAGUAACCUGGAGAUGGGUGCGUGGUUUAAGAGAGGGUAAAACUGACUGAUGGUGUAUGUUUGGAAAGAGAAAUUGAGCCCAGCUCUAGCCAACCAACUUUGACCUUGUUUGAUCGUAGACUUAGCCAAGGGAUUUCACACCCCAUGCAACCUGCCCAGCAUUCGUCCAGCACUCUGGCUUCCAUUGAACCGUGAUUUCUCAGAUCUGGAGACAUGACUGCAAGUACUUGAGAUCCUUGGAUAAAAUGUGUACAUGAUAUAAAUUCCAAGUAUUGCCAUUCCUUUUCGUGUUAACUGUCCCAAGCCGGGAUCUCAGAAUUAGACCAAAACCAGACAGUGGUGGUAAUAUGAUACCUUUUAUUAGAAGACUUUUCAUGGGGGGGUGGAUGGGGGAGGGGAAGGAAUUGUAGCAGAAACAGAUGUAUUUUUCUUGUGAUUUUUAUUUUGAAUCAAAUAUUGUAAAUUGUGUAUAAAUGAAGACGCUGAAUAGUUCUGUUUCCACUUGGCGUUUCAAGUCCGAUAUCAGGUGUCUGUACAGGGUUUUGAUCUCUUUCCCUUGUAUAACUAACUACGCAGCAAUCCUACAGUGUAACAUAUGGAAUCAUUUUGAGUAGACUUGUGUGUUGCUAUAAGCUUUCAGCAGGUCCUCUGUCUUUGUAGAAUAAGCAUGUUGUUUAUUUUCAGAUAAUCAGAAAUAAGUAUGCUGACACACUAGGCACAGUUUGACUUGGGCUACUUACCUUUCUUUCUCUCUGAUGUUUGAAUUGAAGGAUGCAGCCAAUGAAAUAUGUUCAGUUGGUUUUCCUUGGCAUCCUAGAUUUAAAAAAACAAAACAAACCAUAGUUUCUCACUAACCUUAGAAUAUUGUUCAUAAAAUAAAUAAAGGCCCCUGCACUGAUGUGACAACAUGACUCAUGGUCACCCUCUGUAUAUGUCCUUACUCACCGAAGUAUAUUUUUUUCCUUACAUGCAAAGCAGUUUUAUAAAAUCACCCUUUUGAAAGAGGUAGGCACAGAGAACCCCAUUUGGUUCUCUUCCUUGAGUGCCAUUUUCAUGGUCAGAAGGGAACCUCUUAGUUGAUCAGAUUUGUACCAAUAAAAUUCCAGGUCCAUUUGCUCAUUUCCCUGUCUAGCACUUUUGUUUCUUCUUCUUCACGUUUGCUCUUUAAGGGGGAAAAAAAGAAAGCUGAACAGCAACAACCGCCUGCAAAACCCUGUACCUUGGAGGUCAAGCUUUGACCCCAGCAAUGUGAGAACAGCCUUUGAAAGGUAUCAGAGGAAAAGUCGGAACCUUUCACGUUUGCUCUUUAAGGGGGAAAAAAAGAAAGCUGAACAGCAACAACCGCCUGCAAAACCCUGUACCUUGGAGGUCAAGCUUUGACCCCAGCAAUGUGAGAACAGCCUUUGAAAGGUAUCAGAGGAAAAGUCGGAACCUUUCAGUCUUCCUUCUGACUUUAAGUACUUCCGUGUCAGCUGAAACUAGACACACUAAGUACAGGCCUCUGUUAGGAUAAUGGGUCAUUUCCAAAAUUGAGGGAGGCACAACCUACCUGCUGAGGGUUAAAAAAGAUAUCCUCGGGCUUCCCUGGUGGCGCAGUGGUUGAGAGUCCGCCUGCCAAUGCAGGGGACACGGGUUCGUGCCCCGGUCCGGGAAGAUCCCAUGUGCUGCGGAGCGGCUGGGCCCGUGAGCCAUGGCCGCUGAGCCUGCGCGUCCGGAGCCUGUGCUCCGCAACGGGAGAGGCCACAACAGUGAGAGGCCCGCGUACCGCAAAAAAAAAAAAGAUAUCCUCGAAGAGCUCUCCAUGAUUGGAGAGCAGUGAAAAUGGGACUUGGUUUGCCCCUUUAUGGACAGGAAUAUUACUGACGAUCAAAAUGGUAUUCUUUUUCCCAGACAUAGAAAGAAUAUAUAAACUAAUGAAAGAGAUGUUUAUUUUUAAAUAAGAAUAAUGUUUUAUGCUUAUGUUUUCCAGUUUGAUUUCUUUUCAUAUAUACAUGUUAGAAAUAUAUUGAAAUAUCUAGUUUCUCAAUUUAAUUGAAACCAUGAAGAGUACAGUUUAGAAAUUAGGUAAGUGUCUCUAAAUUAUUCCUUUCAUGUAUUACCCGUAAUCACAUUGAGAUAUAUUAUCUAGUCAUUUGGCUCAAUAAAGCUUAAUGGAGAAUGUUAAUGAAAAUGAAUAGACUAGAAACAAGAGAGACUGGGUGGAGGAAGCCUGAGGGGGAUAAUGACAUGAAAUUAUCUUGAGUUUAUUCUUUAGGAGUAGGGCUUCAAAGGAGAGAACUAUUUUUCUGCUAAAGAAGACAUGUGAGUGACUUGAUAAAAGGGACCUCUUUAGUUUAUAGCAUCAUCCUUGAGCUAAAAGGGUUUAUUUGAGAUGAGUAUAGUAUGCUAAUAAUUGAUAGAACUUUGAAACUGUAGACUGAGCUACAAGAGGGACCUUAGAGAUUAUUCUAGUCCAUCCACUUCAUUUCACAGAUGUGGGACCUAAAGCAGGUGGUGGGAGAAGAGACCCGGGCAGGACAGGCCACCUGGGAGCUUGUCCUGACCUUUGCCAGUCCCUGGCCUAGUGGGGCUUCAGCAGGGGCUUCACUUCUUAGGGCUGCUCCUUACUGACAAUGAUGGGUUUGGACUAGAUGGUUUUUAAGGUUAUAGAAUUCUAGGGUUCUAAGUAUUUAUUAUGAUGCUUCAGGAGGACUAUGAAGGAGUUAUAUAAUCCUGAUGUUCUUCAGUUAUCUUCUGUAGCUCUUACUAUUACUGUAGCAGUAUUUACAUUUUAGAGAAUUACAAUGGGCUUUCACUAACCCGGGUUGCUCUCUCUCUUGGUUAUCUGAAGAGACCCAUAAAUCAUCACAGAGUGUUGGACAUAGAUUUCCCUUUUUUUUAAUAUUACACACACGUAUCUACCUAUUCCAACAAAACAGUAUCAGAAGAUUUCAAUUUUUUUGAACUGUAUAAUUGAGGACCUGCCAUUUAAAAAUGGGCAAAUAACUGUAAGCAUAUGUUUCUGAUUUGCUUUUAUUCCGACUGUGCAAAAGUAGUACCUGUACCAGAAAACAUCACAAAUUGGAUUUUUUUCCCUUUACAGCAUUCAGAUAACUAGAUCACCAAAUUCGAGUCCCAGUGUUUUUAAAAGCACAGCCCUCAGAGGAGAUAAGCUUUAAAUGGACACUUCUAAAUGUGAUUAUAAUUAAUGAUUUCUUUAGCAGAUGUAUCAGAGUUGUGAUACCUAAUUGAGUGUUCCCUUCAAAGGCAUCUGGUUUUACUUGGGAAACAUACUUAUUCAAAUGAUGCUGCCACCAUUUAUGUUAUUUUUGAAACUUCUCUCCUUAGAAAUAUUCAAUACUAUCAAGAAAGAUAAUAAAAUAUAAGAAAAUCAGUUGUAUUAUCUAAUUAGUAUCGCUUUCAGCAUCUGAAAGUAGUAUGCUCUCUUUCUUGAUCUUUUCCUACCACUCUUGGUUCUAAAUAACAUUUAGAUGUUUCCAAAAAGCAAAAUCACUCGCCUAAGCUGAAGAGUGGUUACUAUUGAAGAUAGUAAGAAGAAUGAAUAAUUCACUGAAGAUUCCCAGAGAGGAUCUUAUAAUGGAAUGUGACAGCAAUCAGUCUUAACUUCCUUAAUAUUCUGAAUAAGGGAACUUAUACGAUUUCGCCUGUCUUUAGUAUGGUUUGGAAAAUUGAAAGAUAGGGGUUUUAAAAUACCUCUGAAAGAGGUUGUCACUUUGUUCAGUGUCAUUUGAUACUGGACUUGGCUCUUCCCAAAUUAGAAUUAUAGAACUUGGAUUGCUAGUAAUUAUAGGGGAACAAAUCCAGGAAAAGAACCUGUUUUUCUCAAGAUGAAAUAUUAGCUUUGUUUCUAAUCCUUUUUUCGGGGUCUCCUGAGAUAAAUGAUUCAAAGCAACACAACCUCUCCCCCCCGACCGCCCAGGUCAGGAACAGUUCUGCCUUCAGUAGUGCUGGGGGAAGGAGGAGACUUUUGGGGUUGACCUCAGCCCAGAGGUAUGGAGGCAUAUGAAUUCAGCUGAACAGAUGCACAUUGUAGAGAACUUCGGCCAAAAUAAAGUCUCCCAUGCCGAUGUUUGUCUAUAGUUCCAGGAGUCUUUCUCAGUCUGUAAGAUUCAGAAUUCUGUAGCCAUGAACUUAGACUUUGGGGAUAAAAAUGACAGGAUUGCCCAAAGUACUGAAUUAAGCAGAUUAGAGGCUGCCAGGCAGAACAGAGAAACUAUUAGAUGGAUACUUAAAAUGGUACCUUUACUGAAACGCUCCAGAUAUUACAAAGCCAUCUUUUAUUCCUCUCAAGAGACUGUAAUUUUACCAGCACAAAGUUAUUAGCCUUUUCCUUUUCCCCACUAGUAAUGUUCCUAGAGUUGAAUGUGCUUGGAUUUCUUGAGUCAGAAUGAAUCCCAGAUGGCCUCCAUUUCAAAUAAUCUGUAACAAGAUACUAUUUUGUUUCUCUUGGGUUUCCUUUCACUGUGAUGGGGGAGAGAGGUUCUUUGGACAAUGCUGAUCUGUGCAGCAGCAUGGUAGUUGCUAGAAUGGAAGAUAUCUUCCUGGUUCCCACUCUGAUGUAGUCUUGCCCUAGGAGUAUUCUCUGCCCUGUCGCACACGCCCUCAUCACACGGAUGUGUAUUCACCACAGACCUUUAUCCUGUCCUCCCAAGAAGACAAAGCAAACAGAGGUACAUGAAGCUAUCUUAUACAGAAAAAUGUGAAAUUUGAACUUUGCUACACAAGUAUUGUAUAAAAAACAAGUCUGUAAACAAGUUUCUUAUGUAAACAUACAGGAAAAUAAAGACUUUUAUCUGUUAAAACAGGAGCAUGAUGUUCAGAGCUAUAAAUAAAUAACUUACAGUAGCUGCUCUUUUCCUGAUCUGAAAACCCACUUUUGCAAAAAAGGAUUUAAACACAUUGUUGAGUGACCAUAAGCACCUGUGCACAAGGAAAGUGCAGACACGUAUGAGAGACGUGCAGAGGACAUUUUAAUGAGUCAUGGCUACCCCGGCUUCAUCUGCGGUCAUAGAGAGUAAAACCCCUGUGAGCCUGCAUUUGAUAUGACCAGACAUGGAGCUGUAAAAGAGAGCACAGAUUUGCAGCUACCCUCCUCUAAUUUAAUCUUUAAUGUACCCAGGCUAAUUUAAUUAAACAUUUUACGUUGGCAACGGCAGUUUUAUGCCCAGGGAGAAAUCUCUCUCGUUUAAUUGCUCUGUUGGCUUGAGAGACCCAGCGCCUCUAGCCAGUGUUGUCCCCCAUCAAAUAUCUUAUUCGCCAGGCUUGGGUUUUAAUGCAACUCCACAGCAUAUGGUAGAACCCAGUGCUUAAUUUUAUUAUCUAAGCAAAAGGUCAUGGAAAUUACUAGUUUGAUGUACAUCUCCUGAUUCCCUGAUUCAGCUCUGAGAGUGUGAAUUUCAUUUGGUGCUACAUUUCUGAAGUUCUUGUAAAGGGUAUUUUGCUUUCUAUUUGCUAACUAUAUGAGAAGGUUUCCCAAUACUCCAAGAUUUCACCUUCAGUUUUGGGCAAGAAUUAUGUCUUUGACACUCCCUAUAACUGUUAUUUCUCUUUAUAGUUUGGGAGAAAGUAAAAUUCUGGUCACGCAUGAUAUAUUGCACUCAGGAAUAUCCAGCCUGCAAUUUAAGUCUUCAGAUUUUCAUUCUUUUUUAGGAAACAUGGCCCUCACUGUCCAUCAGAUAAAAUUUCCAGGGUAAACCUAUUCUAAAUUAUUCAGCACUUUGGGUUGCUUUGGAAAUUAAUAGGGAAUUGGUGAGGAUAGUUGCCAAAGCAUCAGAUACUUUUGAGGAUGCCUUCUUUCUGAAGCAUAUAAGCUCUUACUGAAAUCGACAUUAAUUUGCAGCCCCAAAAUAGACUCAAAUGGAGUUAUUCCUAGUGGAAGUGUCAAAAAGUGUGCUUAACCUUAACCUGGCACACAGUCCUACAUCAGAGCAAGAAAAAGAAGUGUGUUUUGACUUCUUGCUUAAUUUAAUGUGCUAAAGCAAAAUGAAAAGAGACAUGACUUAAUUUGAGGAAAUUAGAACAAAAUGCCCUACCUUAAGCUUCCUGAUAAGGAAGACCCUUAUGCUUGAUAAGGGAGACCCUGACCCUGUGAGGCCAGGUCCCAGGUUUAAGCCCAACGCCCCCCCAUCACUUCCCACCCCUACCCCAAGAACAACUGCCUAGCUUUAUUGAGUUUUCUAGUCACAGGGCAUCUGCUCUGCAUGCCGUUGGUUUCCAAAGGAACUGGGCCAAGGCACUGAGGUUAAAUUAGUAUAAAUCUUUCAUUGCUAGUAGGCAGACUGCUUCCAACAUGUUUUUCUGACAGUACAAGGCUAUAUUCAUAUACAAGGACUGUUCACCCUGAAAAUACAUGCUUUCCCUCCCUGCAAUAACACACGCAUAUUCAAAAAAAAAAAAAAAAACCCUCUAACUGCCAACAAGAUUUAAUGUCUAUCUUCUGUUUACAGUUAUUUAGACUCUGUCCUUCUCUUGACUGCUUUGUUUCUUGUGCUGCCACCACCAAAAUUCCCUGAGGGAAUGUGGAUGUCUGCGUGCCCCAUACCCACUGCGUGUCUUUGUUCUCCAGAACGCCAGGCUUGGAGGGUUACAAAGGGUGGUUGCUCUCAGCCUUGGUCAUACUGCACCUCCUCUAAAAGGAAUGGAAAGGUUAAGAGAUCUGGCCUUCAAGGGAAAAUCCUUUAAAGGUGCUUUUCCAAUCCUAUAGAGCAGAUUCAUGUUCAAAGACAGAGAUGGAAUAGGUCUGGCCUUGUUUUGAAGGACUGGAGACUAGUUCUCCUUUCAAACUUGAUGUUAUAGUAUUUUUGUGACUAUAUAUAAAUUUUUAAAAGUUGUCGCAAUUUUAGGUGUGAUUUUUCCUAUUCAUCAUGAAGGUCAUAGAAUAUGCUCUGAGUUGGCAGAUUUACAGUUGACUUGAUCAAGAACUCACUUUUAACGUAAGUAAUUUAGAUAGGUUAGGAAUGCCCUUCUAGCCUGUCUGACUCCGCACGUGGGUACCCCUGCUUGGUACUUUACAGCUCUCACAAUGUACUCUAACACUGCAGGCAUCCGAGAUGCCCUGCGUUCUAUAGGUAGCUGCUUUUUGGAGGUCUGUGCACACAAUUUGAUUUGACUACGUUCCAUUUAAAUUUCCCCAGAGCACUAGCUUCAGUCAAACGAGUGCUCAUUUUCAUUAUUGGUUCCCAUGGUGGCCAGAGUUGGUCAUGACUAAAUUUGCCAGUUUUCUCCUAAGAGAUAUUUUGCUCUCCCACAGAACCACAUCAGCUUCUAGGGUGGUUUUGGAAGAUGAGAAGUCAUGACUUAAUUUUGGGAACUAAAAACUGUCCAACUGAUAACUGUGUUAGAAAGCAGUUCAAGGAGUUUUGGGGGCCAUUCGUACCACUUUGCUCAGCAAAUCUUAUCUUGGAAAACUUCUCUGCCCCAUUUCAUUUGAAUUUCCCCACAGACAUCAUCAUCUGGGAAUCACUGUGACAGAUCUCACAUCGAUAUACUUGCCUGAGAGAUUAGAAUUAUGUCUUUCCACAUAUAUUGCAAAGGAGAAGGUGUUCUGUUUAUUUCCUGUCCCCUGACUAACGCUUUCCUAUCACCAUAUGGGUGCACAUACUAAAGUUACAAUGCAAGGAAACAUUUAUCCUCUUCAUAUACUAUUCAGAAAGCCAUUUGGCACCAGUACAGAAUUUAACUUAAAGACUGUAAUUUGGAAUUCACCAAAUACAUUCAGAGUUCUAGAAAGAGAAAUAAAAAUGGUGGCGGGGUGGGGGGGGACCCACCUUUUUUGUUUCUGAAAACAAUAUUUAAGGUCAGAACUGUUUAAAAAGAAGCACUGCUAAAAAGUUACAGGAUUCAGAGAAACAUAGUAUUUUUGUACAGUGUCUUCUAAAAUGUUCAGAUCUCUCUCUGCGUCUCUUUACAAUGUAAUGCCUCUAAGUAACUGGUUUCCCAAUAAAUUGAUUUUGAUGUUG
Molecule: messenger RNA, 11909 nt
Organism: Globicephala melas (long-finned pilot whale)
Lineage: Eukaryota; Metazoa; Chordata; Mammalia; Artiodactyla; Delphinidae
Gene: AAK1
Product: AP2 associated kinase 1
Biological process (GO): protein phosphorylation
Molecular function (GO): protein kinase activity; ATP binding
Source: RefSeq, a predicted model, not a curated record